Messenger RNA from Polyodon spathula (Mississippi paddlefish), 9941 nucleotides. It is a transcript of the gene tenm4, whose product is annotated as teneurin transmembrane protein 4. The record is from RefSeq and is a predicted model, not a curated record. Gene Ontology annotation, molecular function: protein homodimerization activity; cell adhesion molecule binding; protein heterodimerization activity. Gene Ontology annotation, biological process: signal transduction; neuron development; heterophilic cell-cell adhesion. Gene Ontology annotation, cellular component: neuron projection; membrane. Lineage: Eukaryota; Metazoa; Chordata; Actinopteri; Acipenseriformes; Polyodontidae. The transcript is spliced from 33 exons. The coding region runs from base 407 to 9010 and encodes 2867 amino acids.
UUCACCCUACCUCGCUAUGAGUUAGGCAGUGUGUGUGUGUGCCUGUGUCUGUGAUUACUGAGACAACAGGUCUUUGGGUUCAGCACUGCGAUCUCUCGGGUAUUCUGCACAAAGAAAGCUUCCUGAUGUCUUAUGAGAAGCCUGGACAUACUGUGUUUUUUUCCCUUCUUUCUGUGCCUCUUUUCUCCUGAAUGCCGCGUGUUUGCUGUUUUUGAUGAAGCAGCAAUGAGAGAACCACUGUCUGCUUAACGCACUGCACUGACAUUUUAGAGGUGGUCUUCGGUCAGAGAUAUCGGACCCUGCCAAAACACGAGGAAAUCGUUUGGAUGUGACUGCAGCAUGAAUUUUUGGAGCUGAUUUUCCUCUAGCAUCAGUUUUUAAUGUGGAAGACACAGACAAAACAGCCAUGGAUGUGAAGGAACGAAAACCCUACCGGUCUCUAACAGCGCGGCGCGACACAGAACGACGCUACACCAACUCUGUGGAGAACGAAGACAGCAAGCUCCACCCCAAAUCCUACAGCUCCAGCGAAACGCUCAAAGCUUACGACCAGGACUCGAGACUGGCCUACGGGACCCGGGUCAAAGACAUGGUUCACCAGGAAUCAGACGAGUACUGCAGGCAAGCAGCUGAUUUCUCUCUGAGAGACAUGGGGUUCGGCGAGGUGCUGCCUCCACACAGCACAGGCUACCGGACAGACAUCGGACUUCCUCAUCGAGGUUACUCCAUCAGUGCCGGCUCAGACGCAGACACCGAGACAGACGGCAUCACUUCCCCUGAUCACGGAGUCAGGAUGUGGGGGCGCAGCGCCAAAUCAGGACGCAGCUCCUGUCUGUCCAGUCGAGCCAAUUCCAACCUCACGCUUACAGACACAGAGCAUGAAAACAUGGAGAACGGUCCUCCCCUGCAUUGUUCCUCUACCUCAUCUACCCCUUUUGAGCAGUCCCCCUCCCCUCCCCCCUCCCUUGAAGCCAAUGAGAGCCAGAGAAGGUUGCUAAGUAACUGUGUGGCUCAGCCAACCCAGGACUCUGACUCCGAGGAGGAGUUGGCCCCUAAUUCAUUCUUAGUUAGAACAGGCUCUGGGAACCUCUAUGCUCCUACUACGACAACUACUGCUGAUGACCAGACAUCCACAUUUCAGAACCACUCCAGACUGCGGACCCCUCCACUCCCGAUUUCCCACACCCCAAACCAGCACCAUGCGGCCUCCAUCAACUCUCUGAACCGGGAGAACUACAACCCUCGCAGCAACCCCAGUCCGGCACCAACGGACCACUCUGUACCUGCAGACAUUCCACUCGGCUCACAGGAGCCAGCCAGCACACAGGACAACUGGCUGCUCAACAGCAACAUCCCACUGGAGACCAGGAGCCAGAAUACUCUUAUGUAUAUCAGAGAAGAGCAAGACGCAUACAGAGAAGGGCAGGGAUCAUUCAAUACAAGAAACAUUGCAAAGCAGACAUUCCUAGAGACUUUACAGGACAACUUCAUUGAGAUGGACAUUAUCGGCUCAGCCCGCCGUGAGGGUGCUUACAAUGACGGGCACUUCCUGUUCAAGCCCGGGGGCACGUCGCCUCUCUUUUGCACGACGUCCCCGGGGUACCCCCUGACGUCUAGCACUGUGUACUCCCCCCCACCCCGCCCACUCCCCCGGACCACCUUCUCCAGACCUGCCUUCAACCUGAAGAAGCCCUACAAGUACUGCACCUGGAAGUGUGCUGCCCUGAGUGCCAUUAUCAUCUCUGUCACGCUGGUCAUUCUGCUGGCUUACUUCAUUGCCAUGCACCUGUUUGGCCUAAACUGGCAUUUGCAGCCAGUGCAGAGGCAGAUGUAUCAGCUGACAGAGGACAGAGACAGCAGUCUGCCAGGGCCCACGGACAUCACGCUGUCGUCAUCAGGGGGCACAGGGUUAGAGAUACCUGACAGGAAAGGUAAAGACCCAGGCGAAGGGAAAUCGGAUGGCAUGUUCCCAGAUGACAGUUUCAUUGACACUGGAGAGAUUGAUGUUGGACGGAAAGCCUCGCAGAAGAUUACUCCAGGGAUAUUCUGGCGAUCCCAAGUGUUCAUAGAUCACCCCAUGUAUCUGAAGUUCAAUGUGUCUCUGGGGAAGGACGCUUUGGUAGGGAUCUAUGGCAGAAGAGGCAUCCCUCCAUCUCACACACAGUUUGACUUUGUGGAGUUGCUGGACGGUAGGCGGCUGCUCACAAAGGAAGUCCGAAGCCUGGAAGGACCAGGGCGGCAGCAUCGAAGCAUAGUCCCUGUGACCAAUCACGACACAGGAUUCAUCCAGUAUCUGGAAUCGGGAAUCUGGCACCUGGCUGUCUACAACGAUGGGAAAGAGGUGGAGCAGGUGUCCUUCAUAACCACGGCCAUAGAGUCAUUAGACGAAUGUCCCAGUAACUGCUAUGGAAAUGGAGAUUGUGUUUCCGGAACCUGCCAUUGCUUUCUAGGCUUCUUGGGGCCGGACUGCGGGAGGGCUUCAUGCCCAGUAUUGUGUAGUGGUAAUGGGCAGUACUUAAAAGGACGCUGCGUGUGUCACAGUGGAUGGAAGGGCACUGAGUGUGACAUACCAACCAACCAGUGCAUUGACCUGGCGUGCAGCAACCACGGCACCUGCAUCGUAGGGACCUGUAUCUGCAAUCCUGGCUACAAGGGAGAAAACUGUGAAGAAGUUGACUGCCUGGAUCCAACAUGCUCUGGCCGAGGUGUGUGUGUCCGUGGAGAGUGCCACUGCAUUGUGGGAUGGGGAGGUGCCAGCUGUGAGAACCCUCGCGCGUCCUGCAUGGACCAGUGUUCAGGACACGGGACUUUCCUCCCAGAAACGGGGACCUGCAACUGUGACCCCAACUGGACUGGACACGACUGCUCCACAGAGAUUUGUGCAGCGGACUGUGGUGGACACGGCAUCUGCGUCUCAGGCACCUGCCGCUGUGAUGAAGGCUGGAUGGGCGCUGGCUGUGGUCAGCGGGCAUGUCACCCACGCUGCAGCGAGCACGGGACCUGCAGGGACGGCAAGUGUGAAUGCAGCCCGGGAUGGAACGGAGAGCACUGCACUAUUGCUCACUAUCUGGAUAAGGUAGUGAAAGAGGGCUGCCCGGGCUUGUGUAACGGCAAUGGUAGGUGCACCCUGGACCAGAAUGGCUGGCACUGCGUCUGCCAGCUGGGCUGGAGAGGAACUGGGUGCUAUACCUCCAUGGAGACAGCCUGUAGCGAUGGCAAGGACAACGAUGGAGAUGGCCUGAUUGACUGCAUGGACCCUGACUGCUGUCUACAGAACUCUUGUCACAUCACGUCCCUGUGUGUGGGGUCCCCAGACCCCCUCGAUAUUAUCCAGGAGACCCAGACCCCCUCCAUGCAGACCAACCUCCAGUCCUUCUACGACAGAGUCAGAUUCCUCGUCGGCAAGGACAGCACUCACAUCAUCCCGGGGGGAAACCCAUUUGACGGAGGCCAUGUCUGUGUGAUCCGGGGUCAGGUGGUGACAUCAGAUGGAACCCCUCUGGUCGGCGUGAACAUCAGCUUCAUAAACAACCCCAAAUAUGGAUACACCAUAAGCCGGCAAGACGGCAGCUUUGAUUUAGUCACCAAUGGUGGGAUUGCCAUCACCCUGCACUUCGAGCGCGCACCCUUCAUCACCCAGGAGCACACUCUGUGGUUGCCAUGGGGACGCUUCUUUGUCAUAGAUACAAUCAUCAUGAGGCACGAGGAGAACGAUAUCCCCAGCUGUGACCUCAGCAACUUUGCACGGCCCAACCCUAUUGUCUCUCCAGCACCCCUGACAGCCUUCGGUGGUUCCUGCUCUGAAAGGGGUGCCAUUGUCCCUGAAAUUCAGGCUCUGCAGGAAGAGAUCAGGAUCCCAGGAACUAAUAUGAAGCUGAGCUACCUAAGCAGCCGUACACCAGGCUACAAGUCUGUGCUGCGCAUCAGCCUGACCCACUCCUCCAUCCCCUUCAACCUCAUGAAGGUCCAUCUCAUGGUGUCUGUGGAGGGCCGGCUCUUCAGGAAGUGGUUCCCUGCCGCCCCAGACCUCGCCUACUACUUCAUCUGGGACAAAACUGAUGUCUACAGCCAAAAGGUCUACGGGCUGUCGGAGGCUUUUGUUUCAGUGGGAUAUGAAUAUGAAUCAUGCCCUGACCUUAUCCUGUGGGAGAAGAGGACUGCAGUGCUCCAGGGUUAUGAAACUGAUGCAUCUAAUCUUGGUGGUUGGGCACUGGACAAACACCAUGCACUCAAUAUUCAGAGCGGCGUCCUGCACAAGGGCAGCGGUGCAAACCUGUUUAUCUCGCAGCAGCCCCCUGUCAUCGGCAGCAUCAUGGGGAACGGGAGGAAGCGCAGUAUCUCCUGCCCGAGCUGCAACGGCCUCGCCGACGGAAACAAGCUCCUGGCUCCCCUCGCCCUGGCCUGUGGGUCGGAUGGGAGCCUCUUCGUGGGGGAUUUCAACUACGUUCGCAGGAUCUUCUCCACAGGAAACGUCACCAGCGUGCUGGAGUUGAGAAAUAAAGAUUUCAGGCAUAGCACCACUCCAGCACACAAGUAUUAUUUGGCGACCAGCCCUGUCACCGGCGCUGUGUAUCUGUCCGACACAAACAGCAGGAAAGUGUAUAAAGUCAAAUCUCUUUCGAUGGUCAAAGAUGUGUCCAAGAAUCUGGAGGUGGUGGCUGGGACAGGGGACCAGUGCCUCCCCUUUGACGAGACCCGCUGUGGAGACGGAGGAAAAGCUGUGGAGGCCACACUGACCAACCCCAGAGGCAUCGCCGUCGACAAGUUCGACCUGAUCUACUUCGUGGACGGCACUAUGAUCCGCAGGAUGGAUCAGAACGGGAUUAUCUCCACGCUCCUGGGCUCCAACGACUUGACUUCAGCCAGGCCUCUCAGCUGUGACUCCGUUAUGGAUAUCUCGCAGGUCCGGCUAGAAUGGCCCACUGAUCUUGCAGUUAGCCCCAUGGAUAACUCCUUGUACGUGUUGGACAAUAACGUGGUGCUUCAGAUCUCCGAAAACCACCAGGUGCGCAUCGUGGCAGGGCGGCCCAUGCAUUGCCAGGUACCGGGCAUCGAUCACUUCCUGCUCAGCAAGGUAGCUAUUCAUGCCACGCUGGAGUCCGCCACCGCCCUGGCCGUCUCCCACAACGGCAUCCUGUACAUCGCAGAGACAGAUGAUAAGAAGAUCAACCGCGUGCGACAGGUGACCACCAACGGAGAGAUAUCACUGGUGGCUGGGGCCCCCAGCGGCUGCGACUGCAAAAAUGAUGCCAACUGCGACUGCUACUCUGGCGACGAUGGUUACGCCAAAGACGCCAAGCUGAAUGCGCCGUCCUCUCUUGCAGUCUCACCCGAAGGAGAGCUCUUCAUUGCGGACCUCGGAAAUAUUCGGAUCCGCUACAUCCGCAAGAACAAACCCUUCCUUAACCCGCACAACUUCUAUGAAGUGUCCUCCCCUAUCGAUGAAGAGCUUUACUUGUUUGAUACCAACGGGAGCCACAUUUACACCCAGAGCCUCGUCACAGGGGAUUACCUCUACAAUAUCACCUACGUGGGCAAUGGUGACAUUGGCGCUGUCACCGAUAACAAUGGCAACACUGUAAGUAUCCGAAGGGAUGCCACCGGACUGCCACUUUGGCUGGUGGUGCCAGAUGGACAAGUAUACUGGGUGACUAUUGGCACAAACAGUGCCCUUAAAAGUGUUACAGCCCAGGGGCAUGAAUUGGCAAUGAUGACCUACCAUGGAAGUUCGGGACUCCUAGCAGCCAAGAGCAAUGAAAACGGAUGGACUACAUUUUACGAGUACGACAGCUUCGGACGCUUAACCAACGUUACCUUCCCUACGGGUCACAUCAGCAGUUUCCGAAGAGACACCGACAGCUCAGUUAAAGUACAGGUGGAAUCCUCCAACAAGGAGGACGUGACUAUAACCACCAACCUCUCAGCUUCAGGGGCCUUUUACACCUUACUGCAAGAUCAAGUCCGCAACAGCUACUACAUUGGCUUGGACGGCUCUUUGCGGUUGGUUCUGGCCAACGGUAUGGAGGUGUCCCUGCACACGGAGCCUCACUUGCUGGCUGGCACGGUGAACCCCACCGUGGGCAAGAGAAACGUGACCCUGCCCAUUGAUAAUGGGCUCAACCUGGUGGAGUGGAGACAGCGGAAAGAGCAGGCCCGGGGCCAGGUCACUGUGUUUGGACGCAGGCUCAGGGUCCAUAACAGGAACCUGUUAUCGUUGGAUUUUGAUCGCAUUACCAGGACCGAGAAGGUCUACGAUGACCAUCGGAAGUUCACCCUCCGAAUUCACUAUGACCAGGCCGGACGGCCCACUCUUUGGUCUCCUAGCAGCAGGCUGAACGGUGUGAAUGUUACCUAUUCCUCAGGGGGCCACGUCGCUGGCAUCCAGAGGGGCACCAUGUCAGUGCGCAUGGAGUACGACCAGUCCGGCAGGAUUGUGUCCCAGAUCUUUGCUGAUGGCAAGUCCUGGAGCUACACCUACCUGGAGAAGUCCAUGGUGCUCCUCCUCUACAGCCAGAGACAGUACAUUUUCGAAUUUGAUAACAAUGAUCGCUUGUCCUCGGUCACCAUGCCCAACGUGGCUCGGCAGACAUUAGAAACCAUCCGCUCGAUUGGCUAUUACAGGAACAUUUACUGGCCUCCCGAGGGCAACGCCUCCGUGGUUCAGGACUUCAAUGAAGAUGGACAGCUGCUUCAAACCGCUCACCUUGUUACUGGCCGCAGAGUGAUUUACAAGUACGGGAAGCUCACAAAGCUUUCAGAGAUCCUUUAUGACACCACUAAAGUCGCCUUCACCUACGACGAAGCAGCAGGAAUGCUGAAGACGGUGAAUUUGCAGAGCGAGGGGUUCACCUGCACCAUACGCUACCGGCAGAUUGGCCCACUUAUCGACAGGCAGAUUUUCCGCUUUAGUGAGGAAGGCAUGGUCAACGCUCGCUUCGAUUACAACUACGACAACAGCUUCAGGGUGACCAGCAUGCAGGCGGUUAUCAACGAAACGCCACUGCCCAUCGACCUUUACAGGUACGAUGACGUGUCUGGGAAGUCUGAGCAGUUUGGAAAAUUUGGCGUCAUUUACUACGACAUCAACCAGAUCAUCACCACUGCUGUAAUGACACACACAAAGCAUUUCGAUGCCUAUGGCAGAGUGAAAGAGGUCCAGUAUGAGAUCUUUAGGUCUCUCAUGUACUGGAUGAUGGUGCAGUAUGAUAACAUGGGCAGGGUGGUUGGGAAGGAGUUGAAAGUUGGCCCUUACGCAAACACGACUCGCUACUCCUAUGAGUACGAUGCUGACGGACAGUUACAGACGGUGUCUUUGAAUGAUAAGCCGCUGUGGCGUUACAGCUACGACUUGAACGGAAAUCUUCACUUGCUGAGCCCUGGCAGCAGUGCCCGCUUGACGCCACUCCGUUAUGACUUGAGGGACCGGAUUAUCAGGCUUGGCGACAUCCAGUAUCGGAUGGAUGAGGAUGGCUUCCUGAGGCAAAGAGGCAACGAUUUCUUUGAAUACAACUCGGCCAGCUUUUUGGUCAGAGCCUACAACAAGGUCAGUGGCUGGAACAUCAAGUACCGCUAUGACGGCCUAGGCAGGAGGGUGUCCAGCAAAACCAGUCACGGACACCACUUGCAGUACUUUUACGCAGAUCUUUCCAGCCCCACUCGAGUCACCCACAUGUACAACCAUUCCAGCUCGGAGAUAACCUCCCUCUACUAUGAUCUUCAGGGCCACUUGUUCGCUAUGGAGCUCAGCAGUGGAGAUGAGUUCUACGUGGCUUGUGAUAAUAUCGGCACCCCGCUGGCAGUUUUCAGUGGGACUGGUCUGAUGAUUAAGCAGAUCCUCCACACAGCCUAUGGAGAAGUCUACAUGGACACCAACCCCAGUUUCCAGCUGAUCAUUGGCUAUCAAGGAGGCCUGUAUGAGCCACUCACCAAGCUGGUGCACAUGGGCAAGCGGGAUUAUGACGUACUUGCAGGACGCUGGACCACCCCCGAUCACGGAAUCUGGAGACGUCUCAGCAACAGCAACAACAACGUCAUGCCGUUCAACUUGUACAUGUUCAAAAGCAACAACCCCAUCAGCAAUGCCCAGGAAACGAAGUGCUACAUGACAGAUGUAAACAGCUGGCUGCUCACAUUUGGAUUCCAGCUCUACAAUGUCAUCCCUGGGUAUCCCAAACCAGACACCAAUGCCAUGGAACCAUCCUAUGAGCUCAUCGACACUCAGAUGAAGACCCAAGAGUGGGACAACAGCAAGUCGGUGUUAGGAGUGCAGUGUGAAGUGCAGAAGCAGCUGAAAUCCUUUGUCAAGCUGGAGCGCUUUGGGCAGAUCUACGGAUCGAGCAGUGCUGGGUGUCGCCAGCCCGAGGGCUCGAGCCGCUUCGCCUCUGGGGGUUCUUUAUUUGGCAAGGGGGUCAAAUUCGCCAUCAAGGAGGGCCGCGUCUCCGCUGACAUCAUCAGCAUGGCCAACGAGGACGGCAGGAGGAUUGCGGCUGUGCUUAACGGGGCCUACUACCUGCAGGACCUGCACUUCACCAUCAACGGUCUUGACACCCACUACUUCGUCAAGCUGGGGCCACCUGAGGGUGACCUCACCCUCAUCGGCAUGACAGGAGGCAGGAGGACCCUGGAGACCGGGGUCAACGUGACCGUGUCCCAGAUCAACACAGUGCUGAACGGCAGGACUAGACGUUACACGGACAUCCAGCUCCAGUAUGGAGCUCUGUGCUUAAACACCCGCUAUGGGACCACCAUGGACGAGGAGAAAGUCCGUGUGCUCGAGCUGGCCAGGCAGCGCGCGGUGGCCCAGGCUUGGGCGAGCGAGCAGCAGAGACUGCGGGAGGGGGAGGAAGGGACACGCUCGUGGACAGAUGGCGAGAAGCAGCAGUUGCUGAGUGCCGGUAGAGUCCAGGGCUAUGAUGGCUACUUUGUGAUUUCAGUGGACCAGUACCCAGAGCUGUCAGACAGUGUGAACAACAUUCAUUUCAUGAGACAGAGUGAGAUGGGCAGGAGGUGACAUGAAAACUGAGGUUUUUAAGGAGAAAAUAUUUUAAAGGACAGCACUGAGGACUACUUGCCAAAGACAGCUGCUUACGUGGCCACUUAUUUGACUGUGUUGUAUUUUUAUUAACAAAAAAUAUACAGUUGCACUGUACUUAAUGAGUGCCCGAUUUGUUUUGAUCCCAUCUUCACACUUUAAGGAGAAGGAGGUGAACUGAGGUGUACAAGUGACUUCUUUUUUUUUUUUUUUUUUUUUUUUUUGUCUUUACGUCUGUGGUGAUGUGUUAACACAUUACAUUCACAAGUUUCUCCUGUGAAACAAGAUGUGAGUUUUUUUGUGUUUUUUUUUUUUUUCAAUCCAGCUUUUUCAUGCUUCUGGCAAGAAGAGGAGGCCUUUAAAUUUCCUUACUGGUUUUUAUACUUGAAAUCCCAUGUCCACUGUUAUGAAAAAAUCAGAGAGACUUUUCUGGUCACCUAUGUUGUUCCUGUCCUUAUGUCCCUGUUCCAGCUGAACCUAUCGACUUGUGAAUUUUGUUGUAAUUUUUCAUAAUACUUUUUCUAAAGCUAUGGUAUGCCUUGAUCAUUGUUAAAGGUCUGAGUACUCAUACUGACAGACCAUGGCUAUGAUGGCAGCAAUUUCAUUGCAGUUCUGCAUUCUGGUGUAUUGUAUGUGCUGUACAAUUCAGUUGAAUUCAGUUUGCCACUGCAUGACCAAAUUAAUGAAUGAAAUGGUUAGUUUGAGGCCAGGGACUGAAAUGACAAGCACAGAUACAUAUUGUAGUUCAGUGUUGCUGUAAUUACCCUAAUCACAAGUAUAAUCAAAAGUCUUGGGUCAAUCCGCGACAGACGUGAAAAAGGUGUAUCUAUGAAAGAGCAGCCAGAGGUAUUUUAUUCCAAGUUUUUUUUUAUAUAUAUAUAUAUAUAUAUAUAUAUAUAUAUAUAUAUAU